Myodes glareolus (Bank vole) is the source of this 3781-nucleotide messenger RNA. It is a transcript of the gene Dctn4, whose product is annotated as dynactin subunit 4. Lineage: Eukaryota; Metazoa; Chordata; Mammalia; Rodentia; Cricetidae. Gene Ontology annotation, cellular component: dynactin complex. The record is from RefSeq and is a predicted model, not a curated record.
GUCACGUGACAUGUGCUCCGGGCGUUGGCUCCUCCCUCCCGAAGAUGGCGUCCCUGCUGCAGUCGGAGCGGGUUCUCUAUCUCGUCCAAGGAGAAAAGAAGGUUCGGGCCCCGCUCUCGCAGCUCUACUUCUGCCGCUACUGCAGCGAGCUGCGAUCGCUAGAAUGUGUGUCGCACGAGGUGGACUCACAUUAUUGUCCCAGCUGCUUAGAAAACAUGCCAUCAGCUGAAGCCAAAUUAAAAAAGAAUAGAUGUGCCAACUGCUUUGACUGUCCUGGGUGCAUGCACACCCUUUCCACCCGGGCCACCAGCAUCUCCACACAGCUUCCAGAUGACCCAGCCAAAACUACCAUGAAGAAAGCCUACUACUUGGCCUGUGGAUUUUGUCGAUGGACUUCUAGAGACGUGGGCAUGGCAGACAAAUCUGUAGCGAGUGGCGGUUGGCAAGAACCAGAAAAUCCUCACACACAACGGAUGAAUAAGUUGAUUGAAUAUUACCAGCAACUUGCUCAGAAGGAAAAGGUUGAACGAGAUCGCAAGAAACUGGCACGACGUAGGAACUACAUGCCUAUGGCUUUUUCGCAACACACUAUUCAUGUAGUGGACAAGUACAGUCUUGGAACCAGGCUUCAGCGACCACGAGCUGGUGCCUCCAUUAGUACACUUGCUGGACUUUCCCUUAGAGAAGGAGAAGACCAGAAAGAGGUAAAGAUUGAGCCAGCUCAGGCUGUUGCUGAAGUGGAACCUCUGCCUGAAGACUAUUACACACGACCAGUGAACUUAACAGAGGUGACCACCCUUCAGCAGCGCCUCUUACAGCCUGACUUCCAGCCAGUCUCUGCUUCACAGCUCUAUCCUCGACACAAGCACCUUCUGAUCAAACGAUCCCUGCGCUGUCGGAAAUGUGAACACAACUUAAGCAAGCCAGAAUUUAAUCCAACAUCUAUCAAAUUCAAAAUCCAACUGGUUGCUGUCAAUUAUAUUCCAGAAGUGAGAAUCAUGUCAAUCCCCAACCUUCGCUACAUGAAGGAGAGCCAGGUCCUCCUCACUCUUACAAAUCCAGUAGAGAACCUCACCCAUGUGACUCUGUUGGAGUGUGACGAAGGGGACCCUGAUAAUAUCAACAGCACUGCUAAGGUGGUGGUGCCUCCCAAAGAGCUCGUUUUAGCUGGCAAGGAUGCAGCAGCUGAGUAUGAUGAACUGGCAGAGCCCCAGGACUUUCAGGAUGACCCUGACAUUGUAGCUUUCAGAAAAGCCAACAAAGUGGGCAUCUUCAUCAAAGUCACCCCACAGCGUGAGGAAGGUGAAGUGACCGUGUGCUUCAAGAUGAAACAUGAUUUUAAAAACCUGGCUGCCCCCAUCCGCCCAAUGGAAGAAAGUGACCAGGGCACAGAGGUCAUCUGGCUCACUCAGCAUGUGGAACUGAGCUUUGGCCCUCUUCUUCCUUAAAACACAGUCACCUGGUGGGUGAUGCCGCCCACAGCUGUCACCACAACUCUGUAACAGUGUGGAAGCUGCUGCUUCAUUAGACGUGUUUAUAAAGAUGUACCCAUCACUACUGAAUCCUGUUCCUAGGAGUGGAGGCCAGACCAGGAUACGGAGCACGGGGUAACUGCUGUUCACUUGCUCUCUCUGUUGACUCCUGUCAGUCUGUGUCACCCACAUGUGCCCUGCACGUUGAGUAACAGCCUAACUCCAUCCCAGUAAAAUGGGUCUUCCUCGGAGGGUCAUUAGAUUUACUCCCUGAGAAAUGGGCCAUGAACCUGUCACAGUUUAACCCUAAAAACUUAGAAUGGUAAUCCAGAGCAGACCUGCUGUUCGUGCCCCAGCACUGGUCUCAGUGUUCCAGCUGCUUUCUGCAUUCCAGUAAGGAUAACUAGUAAUUAUAACCAUUCAGUUGCCAUGGCUCUCACUUUGCCAUUGAUUUCCAUUUGACAGAGAAGUAGGGUUGUCACGGUGUCUAACUUUGUGAUGACAGGGCGUGAUUUCCUUAAGGCGCUCCAUUUGUCUCUUGUAAAGGACUACAGUAUACCUACAGUGGAAGCGAUACCUGUCAUGAAGUCCCAUGUGUUUUACCAUUACACUAUCCAGGGGCUAAUGCUGCCACAGGGAAACAGCCUUUAUAGUCUUGCCCUCUGCCCUUCUCUACUCUGGUUUUGUUUUUCAGAGUUUUUUAUUUGUUUCUUUUUUUUUUCUUUUCCAUUUAUUUUUUCACAUAGGCUCCCUCCCCGUAACUCUGGCCUGUAACUCCAUCAGUAUACCAAGCUAGCCUUGAACUCACCUGCUGUGAUUAAAAACACUUGACUAUCACGCCCAGCUCUCUGCUCUGUUCUAUAAUUCAAGGAAUUGUCCUAAUGUUGAGGGCAUUAAAAAGAGAGCUGAGACAGUUUUAAGUGGACAUACUCAUUUCUGAGAUUCAGAGAACAUUUUCAAUUUUGGAUUUUUAGCAUGAUACAAACUAAUGGUUUUUUCCACUGAGUUGAAGGAGAAAUUAACUAUCUCUUAUAUCCAAAACUGGAUGUUAAAAGGAACCUUUCCUUUUGUGGGUAUAAGACUUCUCCUGCUGUAUCAAGUGAGAAUAUUUAAUUGUAAGCAAGUAGCCAGAAGGCUGGCCUGACCCUAGACAAGCCAUUUCCUCAAAUACCAAUGUUGAGUUGCAAACCUUAAUUGCUGUGAUGUUUUUCUAAAAGAAAUCGACAGAGUAGACCAGCUGCACCACUUUUCCUUAAAGUAUUCGUAGCGCAUGGCCAACAGACCUUGGAAGAAAAAGUUCCUGCUUACAAACCUUGCUUUGGUUUUCAUUUUAUGUCUUUAGGAGUUUUUGUUUGGUUUUAUUUUAAGGUACAGAGAAUCUGGAUGACAGAUAGGAAAUAGUAUUUGUCAGUUCCCCUUAAAAGAGGAAACUAUUUAGGAAGCUGUUGAAAGAGAGACUAUGUUCUUUACAAUCAAGCCAAUUUUAUGAAAUAUUCCCACAUAGUAAUAUAUUUACUACAGUAUAAGAAGAAAAUGUUGAUCUAAUAUGGGAACAGUAACUAAUGUUUAAACUCCUAGAUGCUGGAGCAGGGAGUUGGGUAAUAACAAGUUUCAAACUACAGAAAAUUAUUUCCUAUAACUUCAUGAAGGCUCAAGUUAGAUCCUUCUGUGAAACUACUACUCAAUGUCUGCUUGGGGUCAGGGGGAUGGCUUCAUAAGUUCACACAUUGUGGAGGCAGGCACAGUUGUCUGCAUGCCUUUAUGCAGCGAAACUGAUACUUAGUCCCUAGAAAAAAUGUUGAUAUAAUGGGUCUACUCCUGUGAUAGAGAAACACAAAACACUUUUGAAUAUACAAUUUCUGGUUAAGAAGUCCAGUUAACUAUAGAUAACGGCUGUCGGCUGUUUCAAGAUGAGUUAUUGUGAGCCUUGUGUUCCUGGGAAAGGGUCAACACCUGCAGUUGGUGAAUUCGGAGUUGCGUCUAUCACCCUUCUGGUAUUAGAUCAGGUGCAGGGUUCUUAUUACUACUCAGUGUGCACCAGGACACAAGAGUCAGGCAUCCUUAGCACUUGAAACUACAAUUUGGAAACUUAAGGCUAAGUUACUUUUGAGUUUGUAAAUUGAUUUACACACCAAAAUUUUCCUUUGUUCCAAGUAUAUGUAAAGGCAUACUGCACUAAAUGCCAUUGCGUCUUUGUAAUAAGCAUCUUUGUUGGCCCCUUUUGGGGAUGAGAGGCACUCCUUGACUUAUGACAGGUCACUGUUCUGCCUUAUUGCUUAAUGUAGUGAAAUAAAUCAGACAAAGCUUGA